This is a messenger RNA of Ostertagia ostertagi, 468 nucleotides long. The record is from the annotation of a GenBank genome assembly. NCBI's taxonomy places the organism in Eukaryota, Metazoa, Nematoda, Chromadorea, Rhabditida, Trichostrongylidae.
AGGUUAAUCAAUUCGCUUGAUUUCGAUGUUGUCGUCUUUGACACAGCUCCAACCGGACAUACACUCCGUCUGCUUCAGUUCCCCGUUAUUCUUGAGAAGGCGUUCACGAAAAUCCUAUCACUUCAGUCCUCCUUCGCUCCGAUGUUGGGACAGCUGUCUGGCUUGCUUGGAAUGGGCGAAUUAUCUAUGGAUGAUACAUUAAGAAAAUUCAAUGAAACGUUAGAUCAGGUCAAGCGAAUGAACGUCGAGUUCAAGAAUCCUGAUCUCACUACAUUUGUUUGUGUAUGUAUUGCGGAAUUUUUGUCUCUGUAUGAGACAGAACGUCUCAUUCAAGAGCUCACGAAACAGGGUAUCGACACACAUAAUAUAAUUGUGAAUCAGCUGUUGUUCCCGGAUACCGUUGACGGUUGCGUUCAAUGCAAAAAAUGUCAGGCACGAUUUCGAAUACAGUCGAAAUAUCUUGAACAG